UAUUUUUCCAUAGAAAAGGAGAGAGAGUAGAGAAUAGAGCAUAACCAACACAAAGCUUGCACUCAGCUUUGUUCAUUUCUUCGUUCUCUCUCUCUCUCUCUCACUUCCUCCCUUUCUGGGGUGUUCCCAUUUGCUGUUUUGGACACAGUUUCCAUUCUUUCGAGAAAGAAAUGGAGCGUGCCCGAAAAUUAGCCAACAGGGCUAUUCUCAGGCGCCUGGUUUCAGAAUCCAAGCAGCAGCCUUUAUACCAAUCCUCAAGGUACAUUUCCUCCUUAUCCCCGAGUGUUGUUCAUGGCGGCAGCAAUGUUGUCAAGGCUCAUAGCUUCAAUUCAACAAGUUUGGCACAAUUUGUGGGCUCUCGAUCCAUUUCUGUUGAGGCCCUGAAACCGAGCGACACUUUUCCCCGCCGUCACAACUCAGCCACGCCGGAGGAGCAAUCCAAAAUGGCUGAGUUUGUGGGGUUCAAUAGUCUUGAUUCACUUAUCGAUGCCACCGUGCCUAAAUCUAUUCGCAUCGAAAAGAUGGAGUUCCCCAUAUUUGAUGAGGGGCUGACAGAGGCACAAAUGCUUGAGCAUAUGAAGGAUUUGGCAUCCAAGAACAAGAUUUUCAAGUCAUAUAUUGGAAUGGGAUAUUAUAAUACAUUUGUCCCACCUGUUAUCUUGAGGAACAUCAUGGAAAAUCCGGGGUGGUAUACUCAGUAUACCCCUUAUCAGGCUGAGAUUUCCCAGGGGAGGCUUGAAUCCUUGUUGAACUUCCAGACCAUGAUUACAGAUCUUACUGGUUUGCCGAUGUCGAACGCAUCAUUGCUCGAUGAGGGGACUGCUGCUGCUGAGGCUAUGGCUAUGUGUAAUAAUAUUCUGAAGGGAAAGAAGAAGACUUUUGUUAUUGCUAGCAAUUGUCAUCCUCAGACGAUUGACAUUUGCCAGACAAGAGCAGACGGAUUCGAUCUUAAAGUUGUUGUUUCUGAUGUUAAGGACAUUGAUUAUAAGUCUGGGGAUGUUUGUGGGGUGCUAGUUCAGUACCCGGGGACUGAGGGUGAAAUCUUGGACUAUGCGGAGUUCAUUAAGAAUGCACAUGCUAACGGGGUGAAGGUUGUUAUGGCCUCUGAUUUGUUGGCUCUGACUAUGUUGAAGCCUCCUGGUGAGUUGGGUGCCGAUAUUGUGGUUGGCUCUGCUCAGAGGUUUGGUGUUCCAAUGGGUUAUGGGGGUCCUCAUGCGGCGUUCUUGGCUACGUCCCAAGAGUACAAGAGGAUGAUGCCUGGAAGAAUUAUUGGUGUCAGUGUUGAUUCCUCUGGAAAGCCAGCUCUUCGUAUGGCGAUGCAGACGAGAGAGCAACAUAUCCGUCGGGACAAGGCUACAAGCAACAUUUGCACAGCUCAAGCACUGCUUGCCAACAUGGCUGCCAUGUAUGCUGUUUAUCAUGGACCAGAAGGUCUUAAAACCAUUGCCCAGAGAGUUCAUGGUCUAGCUGGAACCUUUGCUGCUGGAUUGAAAAAGCUUGGGACUGUAGAAGUCCAGGCUCUUCCCUUCUUUGACACCGUGAAGGUCAAAUGUGGAGACGCAAAGGCCAUUGCUGAUGCUGCUUACAAAAGUGAAAUAAAUUUGAGGAUAGUGGACAAGAAUACUAUAACUGUUUCUUUCGAUGAAACUACCACAUUGGAAGAUGUGGACAAGCUGUUGGAAGUCUUUGCUGGUGGCAAGCCGGUGACGUUUUCCGCUGUUUCUCUUGCACCAGAGGUUCAAAAUUUGAUUCCUUCAGGACUUGCUAGGGAGAGCCCAUACCUGACUCACUCGGUCUUCAACUCGUACCACACGGAGCAUGAGCUUCUUAGAUACAUUCAUAGGCUCCAAUCAAAGGAUCUAUCGUUGUGCCACAGCAUGAUUCCCUUGGGAUCGUGCACAAUGAAAUUGAAUGCAACAACCGAGAUGAUGCCAGUUACAUGGCCUGCCUUUGCAGACCUUCAUCCUUUUGUUCCCACUGAACAAGCUGCCGGCUUCCAGGAAAUGUUCAAGAAUCUGGGUGAAAUGUUGUGCACGAUUACUGGUUUUGAUUCUUUCUCUCUGCAACCAAACGCUGGUGCAGCUGGAGAAUAUGCAGGAUUGAUGGUUAUUCGAGCAUAUCACAUGUCAAGAGGAGACCACCACCGCGAUGUAUGCAUCAUUCCAGUCUCAGCACAUGGAACAAACCCUGCAAGUGCAGCCAUGUGUGGGAUGAAAAUUGUUGCAGUUGGAACAGAUUCCAAGGGGAACAUCAACAUUGAAGAGUUACGCAAGGCUGCAGAAUCGAAUAAGGACAAUUUAGCUGCUCUUAUGGUCACAUAUCCUUCGACUCACGGGGUCUAUGAGGAAGGAAUUGAUGAGAUAUGCAAAAUUAUUCAUGACAAUGGUGGGCAAGUUUACAUGGAUGGAGCAAACAUGAAUGCGCAGGUUGGUCUGACAAGCCCAGGCUUUAUUGGUGCUGAUGUCUGCCAUCUCAAUCUCCAUAAAACUUUCUGUAUUCCUCAUGGUGGAGGUGGACCUGGUAUGGGGCCAAUUGGGGUGAAGAAACAUCUAGCACCGUUUUUACCAUCACAUCCCGUGGUACCCACUGGAGGCAUACCAGCACCCGAUCAGUCUCAACCGCUUGGUACUAUUUCUGCUGCACCUUGGGGCUCGGCCCUCAUUUUGCCUAUAUCAUACACCUACAUUGCCAUGAUGGGGUCGAAGGGUUUAACUGAGGCAUCAAAGAUAGCCAUCUUGAAUGCAAACUACAUGGCAAAGCGUCUGGAGAAACACUACCCGGUUCUAUUCCGUGGUGUCAACGGGACAGUCGCCCAUGAGUUCAUCAUAGAUUUGAGAGGCUUCAAGAACACUGCUGGAAUCGAGCCUGAAGAUGUUGCUAAACGUCUCAUGGACUAUGGGUUUCAUGGACCGACAAUGUCGUGGCCUGUUCCUGGUACACUCAUGAUUGAACCAACUGAAAGUGAAAGCAAGGCAGAGCUAGAUCGGUUCUGUGACACUCUUAUCUCUAUUAGAGAAGAAAUCGCAUUAAUUGAGAAAGGAAAAGCCGACAUCCACAACAACGUUCUGAAGGGGGCACCUCAUCCACCAUCUCUGCUCAUGGCCGACGUGUGGACAAAACCAUACUCGCGUGAAUACGCAGCCUACCCUGCUGCAUGGCUCAAGACUGCCAAGUUCUGGCCAACCACAGGGCGUGUCGACAAUGUGUAUGGCGAUCGCAACCUCAUCUGCACCCUCCUCCCAGUGUCGCAGAUGGCCGAAGAAGCAGCUGCAGCAACUGCUUAAGAGCAUGCAAAGGGUUCCUAAACAGAUGGGCUGCCACUUCUUUUCAUCAUCUUUUGUUUGUACAUAACGAAUUAAUGUUGAUGUACUGAUUUAGACAUUCUUCCUUUGAUCCCAUCGAAAAAGAUCAGUAAUAACAAUUGUUGCUGAUUGCAACAUUCCUUGUAAUUACCACUUCUUUUCACGUCUUCUUCCUUCAUUUUUCGGAAAAAGUGAAAAUUCAUAGAGUCCUGAAAAAAUGGAAGAGAAAGUAGGCAUUCUCCUCUU
Sesamum indicum (sesame) is the source of this 3548-nucleotide messenger RNA. RefSeq names its product glycine dehydrogenase (decarboxylating), mitochondrial. Gene Ontology annotation, biological process: glycine decarboxylation via glycine cleavage system. Lineage: Eukaryota; Viridiplantae; Streptophyta; Magnoliopsida; Lamiales; Pedaliaceae. Gene Ontology annotation, molecular function: pyridoxal phosphate binding; glycine binding; glycine dehydrogenase (decarboxylating) activity. Gene Ontology annotation, cellular component: glycine cleavage complex; mitochondrion; apoplast. The record is from RefSeq and is a predicted model, not a curated record.